GAAGUUCGCCAAGGAGUGUAAGGAUAAGAAGUUGAGGGCUUUUUCGACAUACCGUAGCUUAAAGGAAGUAUUAGAAAAAUAUGACCUCGCUUCUGAGGGCACAGAGAUUAUACCUCUUUUCACACCACGAAUCCAUGAAAUCCCAGACGAAAAUAAGCAUCUCGAACUGUGUAUGGCAGAUAUCAAGUUACGACUUAAAAGCUAUGGGACAUUGGUAAUAACAAGUUUGGAGUCCAUGCGCAAUGAGUACGUUUCAACUAUACUACAUACCGCCCUUCGUAUCGCAGAAGAUAUCACGAAAAAGAAAUUUAGUAUGAGGCCUGAGUACGAAAUAAUUGGAGAUGAAAGUAGCGGGCGGGUCGAUUAUGCAAUCAAGGAAUCCGAAGAGCUUAUUUGCAUCACAGAGGAUAAGGUCCAGCAAAAAUUAACAGAAGGCUUUGCUCAGAAUAUCAAGCAACUCGAAAGUUCGUUUCAAACGAACAAGAGAAAACGAAAGCGUGAUGAGGACUAUUUUGACUAUCUGUACGGGGUUGUGACGUCUGCUAGGGAUUGGCAUUUUCUCCUCUAUUCUCCAGGUGAAAUAUUACAGGCGAGUAAGGCCCCCUUUAGCAUCGAAUUUGUCGAAGAGGCUCUGGUUGAGAACUCCGAAGAAUAUAAAACAUUGCGUAAGGGUGUUAAGAAGGUUUUGGGCAUAAUCAUUGGCUUGUUGGAAGAUAGGGCAUGUGUGGAGGAUAAAUCGGAUAGAAAGAGAGCUAGGAUAGAGGGGUAUCGCUUGAAAAAAUAAUCAUACAUAUUAGCCUAGAUGUUAUGUAUCAUGGGCAAAGUCCCGAACAUUUGUAUUUAUUUUAGCAUGUAUUAAUAAAAAAUUUUCUUGGCAAAU
This is a messenger RNA of Rhizophagus irregularis DAOM 181602=DAOM 197198, 880 nucleotides long. The record is from RefSeq and is a predicted model, not a curated record. NCBI's taxonomy places the organism in Eukaryota, Fungi, Glomeromycota, Glomeromycetes, Glomerales, Glomeraceae.